UGGGGGGGGCCGCGCGUUCGGAGAUCGGCGCCGCGGUCUGGGGAGGGGGCGCGCGCGCCUUGCGGUUUUCCGCGCCGGCUCGGUUCCCGGUGCGGGGUCGCGGCGGCGGCGGGAGGCGGAGGAUGCGGGCUCCAGUGGCGGCGGCGCGAGCUCGGGAGGACGCGGGAGGAUGAAGAGGAGGCCGGCGGUCCGGCCGCGCGGCGCCGGGAGGAGGCGGGGGCGGCCGGGCGGCGGCGGGCGCGCCGGGUGCGGGCCGGCUCCGGCGCGGAGGAUGAAGUGGAGCGUCCGCGGGGCCUGCGCCGCGCUUUCCUCCAGCCUGCUGCUCGCCUGCGCGCUCAGCGCCGCCGCCGUCGGCCUCAAGUGCUUCUCUCUAGGCUCUGAGCUGCGCGGGGAGCCGUUCCGGCUAGGGGCGGCCGCAGGCGCCUUUUACUCCGGGUUGCUGUUGGCCGCUGGCCUCUCACUGCUCGGCGCCGCCCUGCUGUGCUGCGGGCCCCGGGAGGCGCCCCUCGCCGGAUCAGGGGCUGGGUCGGGCCCCGGACUCGGGGUCCCCGCAUCUCCAACGGGCACUCCGGAGCCCUCUCCUGGAGAGACGCGGGCGGCCGGGCCCUUGGGGCGGGUGAAUAGCCAGAACCUGCUGCUCCUAGGAGUCCUGGUCUUCAUGCUCGGGGUCCUCAGCGCCUUUGCGGGAGCAGUGAUCGACGGCGACACAGUGUCCCUGGUGGAACGCAAGUACUCCCACUAUUGCCUGCCCCCGCGCACGUCCGCCGCUGGCCCGGGCCCUGGCCCUGUAGCCCCGGGCUCCGGCACGCCGCGCGCUCGCAGCACCCUGGACAGCGCCACGUCCGCCAAAUGCCGCCAGCUGAAGGACUACCAGCGCGGCCUGGUGCUCUCCACUGUAUUCAACUCGCUCGAGUGCCUGCUGGGCCUGCUCAGCCUUCUACUGGUCAAGAACUACAAGUCGUCGCAGGCCCGGCGCGGCCGGCGCGGCCGGCGGAGGGCAAACCGGUCUUUGGCGCGGCCGCGGGGCGUACCCGGGCUCCGCGCCCAGCCGCUAGCUUCCCGGACCCGGCGCGGCCGCCGGGGCAAAAGGGGGCGGCGGCUGCAGCCCCGGCCCAGCGAGGCCUCUAUCCUAUCCCCGGAAGAGUCCGACUUCACCACCCCAGGAGACUGCGCGAGCUUCUCGGCGCACCACGCUGUGUCCUACAUCAACGUGGGCGUCUUCCAUGCGUUUGACGAGGCGGGCGUGGAGGUGUGCUGUGGCGGGCAUCCGUCGGUGGAGCUGCCAGGGUACGCGCCUUCGGACCCGGACCUCAACGCCUCCUACCCUUAUUGCUGUCGGCCUCCUUGUGAGAUGGCGCGCCCUUGGGAGCCUAGCCGGGCCUGCUGAGUCCAGGCCCGUGUGGCUUGGGACAUCUGAAAGGGCAGCCGUCGGGCUUUCUUUG
Messenger RNA from Phodopus roborovskii (desert hamster), 1442 nucleotides. RefSeq names its product transmembrane protein 271 (gene Tmem271). Lineage: Eukaryota; Metazoa; Chordata; Mammalia; Rodentia; Cricetidae. The record is from RefSeq and is a predicted model, not a curated record.